UAUACAUUCAUAUAUAUGUAUACAUAUAUGUAUAUUAAGAUAUCUAUAUGCGGUCGCUGGUAUUGUGCGAUCUAUAUAUGUACAACAGGAAAAAGUGAUUAUGUUUUAAUUGACAUUUAUUUUAUCUACGACUUUCACAUUUUAUAUGUAUACAAUUGACUAAUUGGAUGUGAGUGCGACAUGCGCACACGAGGAAAUACAACUCAAAAUCGAUUGCGCAACUUCUCAUGCUACCUAGAGCCUCAUCUCUCUCUAGUAUUUUCGUAAGACUAUAUCGAAAAUUAAAUAACUGCAUUAUAUCUAAGUACCACCUAUUGAUCCGUCGAAACUUUAAGAACAAAACUAAUAAAAUAAUUUAAUUUAAAUAAAAUAAUUUUUAAUCCUGGAUAAAAAUGUAUCAACUAAAAGGUGCCAAGUGUUUUCUUCAAAAAAAAAAGUGACAAGUGUUUACAGAAAUUCCAGUGAGGUUUUUUUAUAAAUAAAUUAUCAUUUACCAUUAUUUUCUUAUUAUAUAUUAUUCUGGUUUUUAAAUGCAAGAUUUUUUUUGAGAGAACAUUUCAAUGAAAGUGUUUUAAGUAAUUAAAAUAGAAAAAAAAUCAAUAUGACCUGUACAUGAAAUGUGUGCUUGAUAAAAUGGUUUAGAUUUUUUUUAACAUUAAUUUUAACUAAAUAUUUUUUUUAUAAAUACUCACUUAAAGAUUUUGAGUGAUGUGGAUGUUAUUGUCGUUAGAUUUUCACAUUAAACAUGUGGAAGAAGACCUCGAUAUCGAUAUGUAUAUAUAGUUCUUUACACAUCAAGACCGUAAACUGUAUAACUAACUUGAGAGAACAAGCAUAAUUAACAGAUGUAAUUUUGUUUUGAAGAUUCAAACAUAUGAUGGGACCAACUUUAUUUGAACAUUGAAUAACUAUACACGAGUAGAAAAUCAUUAAGUUUAUUUUUGUUGAAAAAAAAACUUAAACUAAUCAGAAACGAACAUGGUGAGUACCUUCCAUAAAUCAGUAGUAGUAUAUAAACCCAAAGUUCGGUCCAAUUAUGUCGACCAAAACAAUUCACCAAAAAAGAAUCUUAUCAUUGUCUCGAUAUAUAUUAUAUGCAAAUAUCUCGACAACCUUACGAAACAAAACCUUGGCAGAAUCGUAUCUGUCCAGCGGAAACUAUGGUGAAAAUUCAUCCCGACCAUACGACCUCCGGGGCCGGAAACAUAACAAGUUCGCCGUACUUGACAACGGAGAAAGAGAGUUUCACGAUUUGGAUGAAGUCGUUGGUGUUUAAUACAAAUGGCUGCACCGUCUUCGAUUCUAAAGGAAACAUAAUUUAUCGUGUCGAUAAUUAUAACUCUAAGAGCUGCCGUGAAGUUUACCUCAUGGAUUUACAUGGUCAUGUCUUGUUUACCUUACGUAGCCAGAAAUUUGGAUUAUUCAAGACUUGGGAAGGAUAUAGAUCACCAUCGGGGACAUCUGAUUCAACAACAAACUCAGAAUAUUUUCGAGUGAAAAGUAAUAUUUUUCAGGUUCCGAGUAAAGAUUCAUAUUCUUCUUAUAGAGUUCUAACGGGAUCGUGUAGAAAGAAUGAACAAUAUCAUUAUAAGAUGGUAACUCGGGGAUCAAGUUUAGGAAUCGAGGACAUUUGUGGAAGAGUUGUGGCAGAAGUGAAGAGAAAACAAUCGAGGAAAGGUUUGGAGUUUGGAGACGAUGUUUUGACGAUGGUGGUGGAGUCACAAGUUGAUCACUCUUUCAUCAUUGGACUUGUUUUAACUCAUAGGCUUAUCAAUCGUAAACUGUAAUAAAGGUGGUGAAAAUUUUGAUUAAAUAGUUGAUAACUAAUUGCUGAGUUUUUUUUAACUUCCACAUAUUUUAUAUCUAUGUUGCUAAUGAAAGUACAACUGAUGUAUGUUACUUGUUAGAUUGAAGGUUCGGUAAAGUGAGUGUAAGCUCUUUUUUUUUUUCAUUGAAAUGUUUGAGAGUUUAAAGAUGAAGACAAUUAUAAUUAUUCGAGAUAUCGAUUUAAAAAAUAAUUAGGUUAUGGUAAUAUAUAUGCUAAAGAGGUUAAGGUGCCGACAAGAUUCCGUAAACUAGUAUAAAGCGAGUUGGAGUAUGAUUAGUUAAGUACCAGCAAAGUCCCAGUUACAGUAUAAAACUUUCUCAGUGAUAUUUAAGUCCCUUCCUAAUAGAAGAGCACCGUUAAUCUUCGUUGAACACUAAACGCAGCACCAUAUAUGGAAACACAUCUGUGUAGCUCAGUUCAGCUAUUGGUUGCACUAGCUGAACAAUUCUGGAAAUAUCUUGCAGAGUAGCACCAAUCUUUGCAAUUUCUGCAUUAGGAUAAUUAGGAUUAGGGUAUUGAGAGUUAUUCUUCCAUUCUAAAAAGAAGAAACAAGACGUAGAUGAGGCCAUGCUUUUGUGUAAAAUUACCUCCCAACACAAAUACACAAUGAGCAAGCCGUUUUUGAAAUGGUUAAAGAUGUUCUCUGGUUUAUAAUUUGUAGAAUUAACAUAUUUUCUAAUCAACAAGAAAAAAGGUAUAUAAAAUAAAGUAAUGUUGACAUAUAUAUGCAAUAAUGUAAAUAUAUACUAUAAUAUUUGUUCGUGAAUAAGAAAGUCAUUUUUAAGAAAGAGGAAAAGUUUCAUUCAGCU
Brassica napus (rape) is the source of this 2637-nucleotide messenger RNA. RefSeq names its product protein LURP-one-related 11. The transcript has 2 exons. The coding region runs from base 1095 to 1787 and encodes 230 amino acids. The record is from RefSeq and is a predicted model, not a curated record. Lineage: Eukaryota; Viridiplantae; Streptophyta; Magnoliopsida; Brassicales; Brassicaceae.